AUGUUCCUUCCCACUAGCUUGUUGACCAGCACUCACUCCUCUCUAUUAAUGUUCUAUCCAAUUACCUCAUUGACUGUUGCUCACUCCUCUUCAUUUAUGUUCCUUCCCACUAGCUUGUUGACCAGUACUCACUCCUCUCUAUUAAUGUUCUAUCCAAUUACCUCAUUGACUGUUGCUUCUUCAUUUAUGUUCCUUUCCACUAGCUUGUUGACCAGUACUCCUCCUCUAUUAAUGUUCUAUCCAAUUACCUCAUUGACUGUUGCUCACUCCUCUUCAUUUAUGUUCCUUUCCACUAGCUUGUUGACCAGUACUCACUCCUCUCUAUUAAUGUUCUAUCCAAUUACCUCAUUGACUGUUGCUCACUCCUCUUCAUUUAUGUUCCUUCCCACUAGCUUGUUGACCAGUACUCACUCCUCUCUAUUAAUGUUCUAUCCAAUUACCUCAUUGACUGUUGCUCACUCCUCUUCAUUUAUGUUCCUUUCCACUAGCUUGUUGACCAGUACUACUCCUCUAUUAAUGUUCUAUCCAAUUACCUCAUUGACUGUUGCUCACUCCUCUUCAUUUAUGUUCCUUCCCACUAGCUUGUUGACCAGUACUCACUCCUCUCUAUUAAUGUUCUAUCCAAUUACCUCAUUGACUGUUGCUCCUCCUCUUCAUUUAUGUUCCUUCCCACUAGCUUGUUGA
This is a messenger RNA of Acanthosepion pharaonis, 684 nucleotides long. The record is from the annotation of a GenBank genome assembly. NCBI's taxonomy places the organism in Eukaryota, Metazoa, Mollusca, Cephalopoda, Sepiida, Sepiidae.